AUGCUGGGCUCAAAGCUUUGGUCCUGCUCCGACCUGGAGCAGGGAUAUCAGCAGGUCAUGACUGAGGAUGCAAACAUGCACGAGGAGCUGCGAGCUCAAAUUGCUGCUGCAGAUGACCGGGCUCUGGAUGGGUCAUUGGAUGCUGUCAGCAAGAACCUUUCGGAGGCUUUCGAUCAGACGCAGCCGACGCUGGUGACGGCAUCCCCUGUGCCACCAACACCAGAUCCCACGCUAAGCUUGCUCGACAAGCUCGAUGGCGAGGAUGCAGAGUCUGAAGCGGCACUGCUGCAAAAGGAAGCAGAGGUUCUAGCAAGCAAGCAGGCCGAGAUUCGCAAGAAGCUGGCGCAACUGAAUAUCAAUCAUGCCCCGGCAACCCCAAAGCAAGCCUCGGAAAACAAAGCCCUGCCAGCCCGGCCAGCCCCGCCAUCCCGUGCUUCCAGUCGCCCGCCAUCCCGUGCUUCCACUCCCCCGCCAUCCCAUGCUGCUGGCAGCAGGCCAGCCCCUGCUCCCACGGAGAGUGGGAAGGAGAGUGACUCGAGCUCGGAUGGUGAUGGUGAUGCUGAUGAUGCUGCUGAUUCUAGUGGGGACACCCUGGGUCUUGGUAUCGUGAGGGACCCGAAGACUGGAAAGGUCCCCGGGGGUGAAGAUGCCUACAACUCUUACCAAGACGUGGAGAAGAGGAAUGACCUAGCACGUGCUUUGGCAGAAGGACUGCAGCAAGUGCAAACCCAGUUCGAUGACGAGACGCCUGGCGCGGGUCUCGCCGAAGUGGGCAACGAGGUGAAGCUGGCAGUCUUGGCAAAGAAGCAGCCAGACAAUUGGAAAACCCUCCUUGUAGCCGAUGUGCAGAGCGCGAAGAGUGCCGAAUCUGCUGGGGCUAGAUCCUCGAUUCAUUGGAGAUACCACAAGUACAUGUGCAAUGAGCUUCUCGGUCUACCUGAAACUGCAGAGACUUGGUCCAGAAUCUUGGACAAUCGGGAUGUCAUAAAAAUUUGCUUGCCAGAACUGAAAGCUGUCGGCAUGACACCGGGGAAGAUCUUUUCCUAUGCUGAAAUGAUGGUUGAGACAGUUCUGAAGUCUGCAGGGCCCGUGGUUUUCAAAAUCGGCUUCACCCAUGAUCCCGUCCGACGGUUUAGACAGUUCGGCCUGGCAUUGGAUGUUCCGAUUUCCUAUGUGAAUGUGGGCUGCGACAAAUGGGACCUGCCAAUGAUUAAGCCCAGUCAUUUUUAUCAGCACCUUGCAGACCUUGGAAAGCUGAGCAUUACGUAUGGCCAACAACCACCGAGUGUUCUUCUGGAGUUUUGGAAUCGCUUUAAAGAAGUGGAACCAAAGAACCCUGUUCAUGCUGCAUUUGCCGCUGGUAGCAUGGACGCUGCGAAGACCAUCCCCAUGUAUAUACAUGGGGAUGAGGGACGUGGCAGGAAACGAUUGCCGGUGAUGAUUGUGAAUACGCACGGAGUGAUUGGGGCCGGCUGCCGUGCCUUCGAGGAGUAUCACAAGGAUGCUCCGACCAUGCGGAAAAAUGCGAUGCCGGUCAACAUCAAAGGCCACUCAGCAGAGACCCGAUUCUUGUCUUUUGUGCUUUCGAAAAAGGCCUACGGCGAAGAUUCAGGAUAUUUGCUGAAACUGUUUGAUGCUUUUGUUGCAGACCUGGAGCUGCUGCAGCGAGAAGGAGUACAGCUCCAUGGGGAGACCUGGAGAUUUGCUUUUAUUGGCGCUGUGGGGGACCUUCAGUUUUUCACGAAGAUAGGAGGACUCAGCCGGUCCUACAAUCACGUCAGCAAGAAAAGCGGCGAGCAGAUGAAAGCUGGCAUUUGUCAUCUUUGCCAGGCUGGUCUUGCAGGCUGGCCUUUCGAGCGCUUUGAGGAUGAACCGGCCUGGCUUCAGUCGGUAGGCAACAAUGUCCAGGAACGGUUUACAUAUUUCGAUGAGUUUGCACAGGCCUACCUGCAGCAGACUGGCAAAACGCUGUAUUGCAAGCGCAUCAACGAGGUGACUUUGGGAUUCGAGUCUUUUCAGAAAUGCCCUCAAGGCGCCUGGCAAAAAGCCGCCGACACAACCGUGUUGCUGGAGAUUUUCGAAGCUUUCUGCGAUGCUCACACGGCGAAGGCUGCUGGGGAGCCAAUUUUGGCUUGGACGCAGACAGCUGUCGCAAACUUGAAUGCAUGCCUCCGGCUACUUUACAGAUGCGGGUUGUGGUUGACACAACAGCAGGCUGCUGAGGCAGCCUGCUGCGGCCUGAACUUUUUAAAGAGUUAUGGGCAUUUGGUUCAUUUGACAAUCCUUGCAAAUCGCGACAGGUACCCUUUGACGCCCAAACUACAUUAUAUACAUCAUUUGAUGUUGGACAUGAGGGUGCAGAGUGCAUCUGCAGCAUGGACUUUGAACUGUGUUGCCAGCACAGUUCAAAUGGACGAGGACUUUGUUGGAUGGAAUGCAAGGGCAUCGAGAAGGGUUGGUGCUCAACAUAUGUCUUUACGAUGCCUACAGCGGUAUUUGCUGCAAGCGGCAGAACGCUUAACUCCAGAAUAUGUGCGGUGGAAGCCCUGA
Messenger RNA from Symbiodinium necroappetens, 2550 nucleotides. Lineage: Eukaryota; Dinophyceae; Suessiales; Symbiodiniaceae. The record is from the annotation of a GenBank genome assembly.